This is a messenger RNA of Passer montanus (Eurasian tree sparrow), 3808 nucleotides long. It is a transcript of the gene BACE1, whose product is annotated as beta-secretase 1. The coding region runs from base 96 to 1415 and encodes 439 amino acids. Gene Ontology annotation, biological process: membrane protein ectodomain proteolysis; amyloid-beta metabolic process. Gene Ontology annotation, cellular component: membrane; endosome; trans-Golgi network. Gene Ontology annotation, molecular function: aspartic-type endopeptidase activity. Lineage: Eukaryota; Metazoa; Chordata; Aves; Passeriformes; Passeridae. The transcript has 9 exons. The record is from RefSeq and is a predicted model, not a curated record.
UGCCGCUGCGGGGCGGCGCGGCCCCGCCGUCGGGGCUCCGGCAGCGCCGGGCGCCGCUGGACGCCGAGCCCGACAGCGCCGGCAGCUUCGUGGAGAUGAUCGACAACCUGCGCGGCAAGUCCGGGCAGGGGUACUACGUGGAGAUGACGGUGGGCAGCCCCCCGCAGAAGCUGAAUAUCCUGGUGGACACAGGGAGCAGUAACUUCGCUGUGGGAGCUGCACCACACCCCUUCCUCCGGAGAUACUACCAGCGGCAGCUGUCCAGCACCUACCGCGACCUGCGGAAGGGAGUGUACGUGCCCUACACCCAGGGCAAGUGGGAAGGGGAGCUGGGCACUGACCUUGUCACCAUCCCCCACGGCCCCAACGUCACUGUCAGAGCCAACAUCGCUGCCAUCACGGAGUCAGACAAGUUCUUCAUCAACGGCUCCAACUGGGAGGGGAUCCUGGGUCUGGCGUAUGCCGAGAUUGCCCGGCCCGACGACAGCCUGGAGCCCUUCUUUGACUCCCUGGUGAAGCAGACACGGGUGCCCAACAUCUUCUCCCUGCAGCUCUGCGGGACAGGCUUCUCUCCCAACGACACAGAGGCCGUGGCCUCGGUGGGAGGCAGCAUGAUCAUCGGUGGCAUCGACCGCUCGCUGUACGUGGGUGACAUCUGGUACACCCCCAUCCGCAAGGAGUGGUACUACGAGGUCAUCAUCGUCAAGCUGGAGGUCAACGGGCAGGACCUGAACAUGGACUGCAAGGAGUACAACUACGACAAGAGCAUUGUGGACAGCGGGACCACCAACCUCAGGCUGCCGAAGAAGGUGUUUGAGGCUGCAGUGAAAUCCAUCAAAACGGCAUCUUCGACGGAGAAGUUCCCAGACGGCUUCUGGCUGGGGGAGCAGCUGGUUUGCUGGCAGGUCGGCACCACCCCCUGGCACAUCUUCCCUGUCCUCUCCCUCUACCUGAUGGGGGAGGCCACCAACCAGUCCUUCCGGAUCACCAUCCUGCCCCAGCAAUACCUGCGCCCGGUGGAGGACGUGGCCACCUCUCAGGACGACUGCUACAAGUUUGCCAUCUCCCAGUCCUCCACCGGCACCGUCAUGGGCGCCGUGAUCAUGGAGGGAUUCUACGUGGUGUUCGACCGCGCCCGCAAGCGCAUCGGCUUCGCCGUCAGCGCCUGCCACGUGCACGACGAGUUCCGCACGGCCGCGGUGGACGGGCCCCACCUGCACCCCAACAUGGAGGACUGCGGCUACAACAUCCCGCAGACGGACGAGUCCACGCUGAUGACCAUCGCCUACGUCAUGGCGGCCAUCUGCGCCCUCUUCAUGCUGCCCCUGUGCCUCAUGGUGUUCCAGUGGCGCUGCUUCCGCUGCCUGCGGCGCGACCACGACGACUUCGCUGACGACAUCUCCUUGCUGAAGUGACGGCGGGGCGCAGGUGAGGCAGCAGGGCAGGGGCCUUGCUGCGGGGGCUGGAGCAGUGUGGGGGGCUCGGUGUCCAUCAGGGCCAGCCCCAGGCCCGGGCUGCUUUCAUCUGGGACUGCAGCAGCAGCGUGGCAGCGGGCAGUGGGAGAGCUCAGCAGCCCCAUCCUGGGAGCUGGAGGCAGCUGCUCUGCUCCAGCACCAGGACAGGACCAAGCUCUCCCACCCAGCCUUGCCUGGCUUGAUGGAGUGACGCUGACGAGCCAUCCCCUGCCUGUCCCCCUCCAUCCCUGUGCAUCCCUUUCCAGCUCGCCCCGCCGGGAAGCUGCCAGCCCAGGCUCUCCUGUAGGGAGCUGUGCUGCAGCUGUGCCUCCCCUGUGACUCCCUGCACUGAGCCAGGCUCCAGGGAUCAUCCUGGAGCCACCCAGCCUCGGGCUUUUCAGAGACAGCCCUGCAGGGCCAGCCUGGGCUGCCCAGACAGGGCUUUCCCUCCUACCCUGCUGCCCCUACACCGCUCACUCUCACAUUUCCCUUGCAUUUUCCUGCCUUCCUGAGCUGUGCUGCCGCUGCUGCCGGCCCCAGGACUCACUGCACCCUCCUGGGGCAGGCAGGAGCAGGCACCCAUCCUCUCCGGGGGCAGGCAGGAGCAGGCACCCAUCCUCUCCCGGGACAGGCAGGAGCAGGCACCAUCCUCUCCCGGGACGGGCAGGAGCAGGCACCAUCCUCUCCCCACAUCACAUGGGAUGGGAAACUCCCUGCCCCGGCUUGCAGCAUCAGCAGGGGCUGCCAUGCAGAAGCCAGUGCCAGGUGUGAAUUUCCCAGCCCUGGCACCGGCUGCUCCCCAGCCCACCCAGCCCUUCAAAAGCCAUAGGGGAGCCUGGGCCCCCCCUGCAGCCCCCCAGCUCAGCGCCGGCACAGCAGCUCCUCCCUGCUCACUCCACACGGCCAGGCCUGGCUGUGAGACACCCUGGCACGCCAGGGACAGGCGGCAGCUGCGGGAACUGCAGCGUUUCUUGUUUUGUAAACACAUGGUUGUAUUUAUUUUGGUUUUUUUUUUUACAAAGCGUGUCACUGGUAGCGCAGCUGCGCGUUGAGCGUGUACAGAGCCGGUCCCACGUGUACAGAGCACGGCUGCCUCUCCCCUGUACAGUCUAUCCAUAUAUCUCUAUUUUUACUUCUAGCCCUGAAAGCCACUGUUCCAACGUUAGGGGUCAGUCCUGUUUUGUUUUGGGGUUUUUUUUUAAAUCUUUUUAGCCUUCUGCUCAGUCCUCAGCCACUGCAGGGCUCACGCUGAGCCACGUGUGUGGUGGGAGCAUGUGAUGGUGAGGGGGUCCCAGCUGGCUUGAGGAGGGGGUGCAGGGCUGGAGCACGCAGAGCAGUGGCUCACAAGCCCAAAGGACGCUGAGCACAGCAGGCACCUCUGUCCUCAGAGAGGAUUUUCCAGUGUGUGAGGACAACCCCUCCUCCCCGUGCUGCAGGAUCACCGUCCCCUGCCCCGAGCAGACACCCGUGACCCUGCAGGCAGUGCUAGUGCUGUAUUCCCUUGCUUCUCUGCCUCCAGCCUGCAUAGGAGAGCUCAGACUGAGAUUGCACAAUGAAAGGCAUCACUCCUCCAUGAACAAAGAGGGGAUAGCUGCAGUGCCAGGGCCGAGCUGACCCUGGCAGAGCCACGGGGUCAGGCAGGGACAGACUGAGCACCCACAGCAAUCACCGAGCAUAGAGCUUGGUAAUCAAAUCCCGCAGCCAAACGUUUCUCUGGGAAGGCAGCGAGGGAGCCAGGAAACACAGGCAGAGUGUGAGACCAGCCAGCCCUGCACGGGGCACAGCCACAACAGCCCCCACACUGCCCCUGCUCACACUGAGCCCCCCAGCCUCGCUCCAAACCCCACUCCCUGCAAGAGGACAACGUUCUCCCCCCACCCUCGUGCCUGCCCAGGACCCCCAGGACCCCAGAGACUCUGUUGUGGACCACUGCCUUAAAACACACCCCUGUGGUGGGCGAGCACCGGGGGCUCCCCUGCCCUCCCUGCGGGGCAGAGGGGCUGCCAGCCGUGCCCAGUCCCUGCCACAGCCCGCCAGGAAACGGGGGGGGAUUUUUAGAGAGUCAUUGCAAGAUUGUCAGCGGUGCUGAGCACCUCGCAAUCCCACCGAGAUCCACGGAGAAAGGGUUGGUGAGUCAGCCCGUGCUUUGGGAGGAAGGACAGCAGAGGGGAAGGCAGGAGUUGUGUGACAGGUUUGUCCCUGCGCUCCCUCCCCGGGCCCUGGGACAGGAGGGGACAGGACCGUGGGCUGUCGCUGGAGGCUGCAGUACUCUGUAACCCAGUGUCUAUGUAAGAACAAUGAAUGUUAACACGGUAAAUUAUUAUGACAUUAAAAUAAAUGACCACAAAAAAUUG